This is a messenger RNA of Symbiodinium sp. CCMP2592, 1233 nucleotides long. The record is from the annotation of a GenBank genome assembly. NCBI's taxonomy places the organism in Eukaryota, Dinophyceae, Suessiales, Symbiodiniaceae.
AUGAAGCUGCAUCACCAGAGCCGGCAUCGAGGAUUCCUCGUCGCCCUGCUGGCAUGUGCCCUUGUGUGGCUCCGUGGCUCUGCUUUUGCAGGCCCUGGCUUGGCUUCGAGUGGCAGGCUUGAGCAUCCGCUUCGGAGGCAGCUUCUAGUGCCGGUACUGGAGCUCUGCAGCGCGCUGCAGGUUGCUCCUGCCUUGGCUCUCAGCAGCGACGAGCAGCUUGUCACCUCCCUCUUCGAGCGUGUAACUCCUGGCGUUGUCUCAAUUGCUCGGGAGGCACCUCCAAAGGAAAGCAUGGGAGAAAAGCCAUCUCCCGGAAUAGCAGGUUCCGGUUUCGUUUGGGACAAGAAGCACGUUGUAACAAACUACCACGUCAUCAACGAGCUCCAGACGCCCUACGUGACCUUUCUGUUAAAGGAUGGUUCAGGAUCCAAGCGACUGAGUUACCAGGCUCAAGUAGUUGGCUACGACGCAACAAGUGAUGUGGCCGUCUUGGAAGUUGGCAGCCAGGAUAGCAAGGACAAGGAGAAGGAGAAGGAAGCGGAUAUCCCAAGAGGCCUCAUGCAGCCCCUCAAUCGCGGUCGGUCUGACAGGCUUCUGGUCGGCCAAAAUGUCUUCGCUUUCGGAAAUCCUUUCGGCCUGGAGCAUUCUCUCAGUAGGGGGAUCAUCAGCGGAGUGUCGCGGAAACUUGAAGGUGCUGGUGGAAGGCCAAUUAGUGGAGUCAUCCAGACUGAUGCCAGCAUCAAUCCAGGCAAUAGUGGAGGGCCGUUGUUGAACAGUGAUGGCGAGGUGAUCGGAGUCAACACAGCAAUCCUCUCUGGCAGUGGCAUGUUCGCCGGAGUUGGCCUUGCUAUCCCGAUUGACACCGUCUACAAGAAUGUCGAAAGCAUUAUCUCCAAAGGCUUUGUGAAGCGACCCUUGCUUGGGCUCGUCUUCGCGCCAGAUGUCAUGGAUCAGGAACUGCAACUCAAUGGCAUCAUGGUGAUGAAGGUAAUUCCAGACGGGCCAGCUGCCUCUGCUGGAGUGCGUGCCAUGCGCGGCGGCCGUUUGGGAGAUGUGGUGGUUGCCAUGGAUGGGAAGCGAAUUUCUAGCACGGAUGACUUGUUCGGCAUGCUGGAGCAAAGAGCUCCAGGCGACACGGUGAAGCUGACCCUGCAGCGCCCCAGUGCCGAUGUGGACAGCGAGAAGUUGGAGGAGCUGGACCUGUCAAUCAAGCUCGGGCAGGCCGCCGAGUGA